Messenger RNA from Drechmeria coniospora, 2142 nucleotides. RefSeq names its product WD repeat protein. The record is from RefSeq and is a predicted model, not a curated record. The transcript has 6 exons. Gene Ontology annotation, cellular component: Cul4-RING E3 ubiquitin ligase complex. The coding region runs from base 1 to 2142 and encodes 713 amino acids. Gene Ontology annotation, molecular function: protein binding. Lineage: Eukaryota; Fungi; Ascomycota; Sordariomycetes; Hypocreales; Ophiocordycipitaceae. Gene Ontology annotation, biological process: proteasome-mediated ubiquitin-dependent protein catabolic process.
AUGAGGCAUUCGCACGAGCAAGAAAGAGGGUACGCGGCCGACGAUGCGUCGUCGUGCGAGGACAUGCUGUUCGCCCUCGACGGGAUGCCCGUGACCGACGGCUCGAUGGAGAGCAUCCUCGAGAUGGACGACGAGAGUUCGGUUCUUCACCUCGUGCUUCCCACCAUGUUGGGUCGCUUCAAUUCUCUCCCCCCCCCCUCUCGCCGCUCUCGUCCCGUCACCACCACCCGCCGCCGCCGCCGCAGCAUGGUCGACUUCGACCCCAUGGACGCCGCCGACGGUGCUUCCGCUUCCCAGUCCCCGCACCAUGACGAGACUCCUGCCGGGCUUCUCACCGACGGCGACGAUGGCUUCCCCUUCAUCCACUCCAUGUCGGGCAGCUUCAUGAACGAGGUGGAAAUGGAGUUUGACGAGGAUGGCGAGGAUGACGACGACGAGAUGGACGACGACGUCGACGUGGCCCACUACCGCCAGCGUCGAGCAGAUCCCGUGCAACGAAUCAUCGGCUUGAUUCGCCCGUCCCGGGGAGAGCACACGCAUGGCGGCCCGCUCACCGCCGACGAGCUCGUGGCCCUCGUCCGCAACCCGGACCUCAGCAACCUGCUGUUCAGCAACCCCGCCGAGGAGGAGGAGUUCAUCGCCCUCUGGAACCUCCGGGACAGGGGGCGGGCCAAGGAUCCUAACCGGUUCCCCAAGGUGCCCAGCCGUGAGGGCAUCAAGCUGAUGGAGAGUGGCGCCUUUGGCACCAACAGCCAUGACGGCCGCCGCGAGGCUCGAAAGCAUCCCCUCUCCGUGCGUCUGCUCGAGCGUGAGCUGGGCCUCGGAGAUUGGGCGCAACGGAAACGGGACAAGGACCUCCUGACCCAGUCCAUGAUACCCGGCACGAGAGCCGACAAGAUCAUCCACUACGACGAUCCCGUCUACUCGGGCCAGUUCUCGGACGACGGUCGCUUCUUCUACUCUUGCUGCCAAGAUUUCAAGGUGCGCAUCUACGACACCUCCCACCCCACCGAGUGGGAGCACUACAAGACGGCGUCCUUUCCUUCCGGCAUCUGGACCCUGACCGACGCGACGCUGAGCUCCGACAAUCGUUGGCUCGCGUACACGUCGAUCCAGAGCCUCGUCUCCAUCACCUCGACGGACCCGGCCGACAGCGCCGACCCGCACAUCCUCCACCUCGAAGGGACCGGCCGAUCGGGCGACGGCAACGGUCCCGAAUCCUUUGGCAUCUGGUCCAUCCGAUUCUCGGGCGAUGGCAGAGAGCUCAUCGCCGGCACGAGCGUCGACUCCAUCGUCGUCUACGACAUCGAGUCGCGCCGCGUGCUCCAUCACAUCUACGGCCACGCCGACGACGUCAACGCCGUCUGCUUCGCCGACAAGGCAUCCCCCCACGUCUUCUACUCCGGCUCCGACGACACCGCCCUCAAGGUGUGGGACCGAAGGAGCUUGGGCUCCGGCAAGGAAGCCGGCGCCUUUGUCGGCCACACCGAAGGCUUGACCUACAUCGACAGCAAAUCGGACGGCCGCUACAUUCUGAGCAACGGCAAGGAGCAGAGCAUGAAGCUGUGGGACAUUCGCAUGGCCAAGUCGUCGGCCCGAUUCCGCACCGAGAAAUCGUUGCGCCGUCCGAGCUACGGCGCCUUCGACUACCGCCGGGAGCAGUACGACGACUGGUUCUGGGAUCCUCACCCGUACGACAAUUCCGUCGUCACCUUUCGGGGCCACGAGGUGCUCCGCACCCUGAUCCGAUGCCACUUCUCGCCGCCCUUUUCCUCCAACUCCCGCUACGUCUACUCGGGCAGCGCCAACGGCAAGGUCUACAUCUGGAACCUCGACGCCACCCUGGCGGCCACCAUCGACGUGCACAAGGCGACGUUGAAUUCGAGGCGCAAGGAUAAUCACGUCCGUCACUGGUUCGACGACCCGCGAGGAUGGUGCACCUGCGUCCGCGACGUGAGCUGGCACCCGACGGCCUCGGUCAUUGUCGCCUCGGCCUGGAACGGAUGGAGCAUGUCUCGCGGCACCUGCACGAUCCACGCCUUCAACGAAUCGGCCGCGGACGAGGGGCAGGGGGAGUCGCCGCUGAGUGUCGACUGCGACCUGCGGCCGAACGAGUAUUUAUUCCCCGUCGGUAAGAAAUGA